CUGACAAAUACACGCAGUAAAGUGAGUGAACUUAUUUAGAUUCCAUAUCGUGUUGGAUAAAAAUAAAUAACUAAAACAGUUUAGUUUAUAAAAUAAUAAAGUGUUUGUCCUCUUCAAUUGGGCAGCAUAAAUAUAAAAACUUGUGUUAAAGUGUUCCAUAGUGCAUGUUUUUGUUGCCUACGGAGAUGAACAAGGAUUUAGGCGUUUUUUUCUUUAAUAAUUCGGAAAUUCAAUAAUCUUCUAAUGACAGUGGUAAUAACUAGACUAAUAACAGAGUUAUUCAAAGUGUUUCUCUUCCCACUAUUACAAUAGCGGAAACAUGGCUUUUAACAUGAUGAAAGCGUCGGAGAAUAAUAUUAACAAAAAUAUGGGUAACAUUGAUGACUCGGAAAACAAUGCGAAGAUUUCCGAUUCGGCUUACUCUAACAGUUGCAGUAACAGCCAGGCAAGAAGCCGGAGCUCUCACUCGACGCUUUCAGGAAGUCAUUCCAGCGGGAGUAGUGGAUAUGGAGGAAAACCCUCCACUUCUGGAUACAGUAGCAACAACGUAAGUCAAAUUCAACCUCCAGAAAUACGCUGUAAGGUAAAGAAAAAGAAGAAGCAACAAGAAGUAGAUAAUACAGUGAUCCAAGAAGAAAAGCAGGCGGCACCAGAGCCAGAACCUGAAAUAAAACAAAUUGAAGAAAAAGAAAAUGAUGAUACUAGCUCACCUGCCGUGCCGCAAAAAGACGUAUUGCAAGUUGAAAUUAGUGAUACACCGACUACAGAGAGAAAUAAUUCAAAGGAAAAAAAAGAAAAGACAAGUACGUGCAAUAUCCCGAUACAAACACCAAUAAAAACAUUGUUGGUCAAUAGUGAUGGCUUUUCGUGUGUGAUAUCUAUGCAAGACGGAGUGGUUAUGUACACAACAAAUUCCCUUACAAACACAUUGGGUUUCCCAAGUGAUAUGUGGAUCGGACGGUCCUUCAUUGACUUCGUACAUCCUAGGGACCGGAACACGUUCGCAUCACAAAUAACGAACAGUGUUGCUAUGCCAGAAAUUUUAAAUGGUUCUCAUAACAAAACAAGCAUAAAACUUUCUUUUUGUAAAGGUAGCACACUUUCCACUAUGGUGUGUCGUAUUCGCAAAUACCGUGGACUGGGAGGUGGAUACGGUGUAAAGAAUAAAAUGGUUUCAUUUUUGCCAUUCUUACUUAAACUAUCCUUUAGAAAUAUAACUGAUGAGGAAGGCGAGGUUAUAUAUUUACUUCUGCAGGCAACGCCGUUUUUUCCAGCUUUUAAAGUCCCUAAUGAAAUUAUAUCGAAACCUAUCCCGUUCAUUAUAAGGCACGCGGCAAAUGGUAAUAUAACGUACAUAGAUCCUGAAUCUGUGCCGUACUUGGGAUAUUCACCUCAAGAUAUGUUAAAUAUGGACGCACUUCAUCUAUACCAUCCACACGACCUUGCAUAUUUAAGACAAGUGUACGAAACUAUUGUUAAAGAGGGCGGUGUGCUGAGAUCAAAACCAUAUAGAAUGAUGACUCAAAACGGUGACUAUGUUAAACUCCAAACCGCAUGGUCGUCAUUUAUAAACCCGUGGUCUAGAAAAUUGGAAUUCGUUAUUGGAAAACAUAUGCUGAUUGAAGGUCCAACUAAUCCUGAUGUAUUUCAAUGUACAGAAAAAUCUAUGAAAUUGACUGAAGAAGAGAAGAAAAUAGCACAAACCAUGAGAGAAAGCAUAAUUAGGAUCAUGAAUAAGAUAUUAACAAAGCCAGCUGAAGCGGCGAAGCAACAAAUGAGCAAACGUUGCCAAGAUUUAGCCUCGUUCAUGGAGAGUCUAAUGGAAGAAGCCCCAAAGAACGACGAAGACAUCUCGGUUGAUAUUAAGGAGCCUGAUAUCGCCUAUUACGAUUUUUCGGUUCAGGAGCAUGAUUCCGUAAUGCUUGGUGGAAUUUCCCCUCACCGCGAUUAUCAAGAGAGCAAGUCCAGUAAUGAAACACAAAUAAGUUACAACCAACUUAAUUACAGCGACACUUUGCAACGGUACUUUAACAGCUAUUUAGUAUCAUCGGAAUGUAAUAAACAUGGAAAUUUUGAUUCUGGAGCUCAACAGUCGCUGUCUGAGGGAAAGUCUGUCGGGCAAUUAUCGCCAAUGGAUCUGGUCGAUUCUGGUGAUAUGACCAGUUCGUGUGAUUCGAGCGCAGCCCAAUUGCCAAAUACUACUAGUGACGCCCUGGGAAGCUACACAAACAUCAGAUUGACUGAGACUGCGUUAAACAAGCAUAACGCGAUCAUGGAGAAAGAGUUAAUGAAGACGCAUAGGGAGAUCAAAUUGAUACAGAAAGAUGAAAGAAAGAAGUCUUCGAAGGAAUGCAGGCUUAAAAAGAAGGAACAUCUUGAGCGUUGUAAUGCGUCUUUCUUGUCCACUUCUGCUAGGAUAUCUACAGUUGAAUCUGAGUCUGCUUGCCUGAAGCGUUCGUCUAAGCAAUCAGAAAAUGCUAACAUCAAGCAGCGGUGUGAUACGGUGAAGUUGCCAAGACGGCACAAAAAUACGGACGACGUUCUGCCUUCAACCUCACACACCAAUACCAUUAGUAAGUUUUUAUCGCCUCAAAUGAUUCCCGCUGUGAACAACAUGAGUUCAUACUGUCUUGGUAUACCUCAACAGAUGCCUUUAGUGAACCCUACAGUUACAGGCAUGGUUCCCGUUUGCUACGUGCCUGCAACUUCACAGCAAAUGUCUGGUGACGGAACGAUACACAAACCUAAUCAAGACACCGUCGAUCAGGCAUAUGCUAUGCCUUGUGUUAUGUAUGGGCAGCCGGUUUAUAGUACCCCGUUAAUGUAUUCGGCGUUAAACCCACAAAUGCAACAAAUGCAGAACAUACAACAGAUUCAGCAUUUACAACAAAUGCAACACAUGCAUCAAAUGCAACAAAUGCAACAGAUGCAACAGAUACAGCAAGGAUUUAUGGUACAAACCUAUGAUACAGCGGCAAUGAGAAAUGCAAUGCUUGGACUGCCUAGCACUAAUUAUCAGGAGGCUUGUAAACUCACUUUUCCAACGGAGAGCAAGUCGAUCCCUACAGCAGUACCGAAAAAGAAACAGGAAGAACACAUUGUAGAAUCAAAAAAAAAAGGAAGUGGCGCCACUCAUCCAUCAGUUGCUGUUUCCCAGGUGACUACAAAUAUAAACGAAAGCAAAAGCAAGACAAAGAGUGAAGAUCGAAUCGAAAAAACUGAUGAGGAGUCAAGCUAUUCCUCGUUCUAUUCCAACUUCUUUAAAAGCGAAUCAGGAAGUGCAGAAGACAUUGAUCUUAAAAAGCGUUGGACAGGCGCAUCCAGUUCCAUUGAAAAUGCAAAAGAUGCUGUCAAGACGCCGAGACGAAAGAUGGAACCUCCCUGGAUGGAGCAAGUGUGUGUGACGUCUGAACUUAUUUACCAAUACCAAAUGUUACCUAAAAAUAUGAAUGAAGUGCUGUCACGUGACCAAGAGCUAUUACAACAGAUAGAACAGCCUUCAUUAGUAAACGACCAAUUGGGGCAGUUAUAUAUAGAUCUUCAGCUUGAGGGUGUUGCGACAAAGCUCACUCUAGACGAAGGCAUUACGAGUUCGAGCAGUUCUGGCGACGAAAACUUUGUCGGACAAGCUAAAGUACAGGUGCGCCGACGUAAACGUGAAUAUAGCAAGCUGGUCAUGAUAUAUGAAGAGGAUGCACCUCUUCCACCACCUGAUCAAUCAGAGAGUUCCACAUCGUAAUCUAAGCCCUAAAUUUAAAAAGUCUAUAUAUUACGUAAUAGGUACUCAAAAUGUAAUUGUAAGGCGUUAUAACUGUGUAUGUAAGUGUUUUAACUGUGUCCAUUUAUGUCAUUGAUACGCAAAGCUAAACAAAUUCAAUAAAUUAAUGCGUCUUUUAUUUCAAAAAAAUUAAUUGCAUUAUACUCUUAAAUUAAGUGAAAUCGAAUAUAUGAAAUUUGUAAUGUGUACAGAAAACACUUCAAUUGGUCAACGUUAUCUUUUAUAGUGAUGUAAGGAUAUAACUUAAUGUUUUAUAUAUAGAAUUAAAUGCCGUUAUUUAACGAACAAUUUAUUACUAUGUAAAUAUCGUUCAAAAUCGUAUAUAGAUGUUGUAGUACUAGUACGAUAAUUUUAUCUCAACAUUAUUUAGGUUAAAAUUUAUAUAGAGAUUUAUGCAAUUGCCCAGUUUCAGAUGAACAUACCUGACAUUGCCAACACAAUUAUAUACAAAUAUGUUAUAAAGAAUUUUACGUUUUAAACGGUGUUGCCAACCAAAAUAAUUUUAAGCAUAAACUAACAUGAAAACUCUUUUACUACAUCAAUUCCAAUUUCUCGAGGGGAGUUUAAAGCCAAAAUGGCGACAGAUUUCGUCCAAAUUUUAAAAUUUUGUUUUUUCCACUUAAUUUGGUAAAUAUUGAUCGUACAUAGAUACAUUGUACAUAUAAAUGUGAGUAGUGAUUGGUUAAGUAUGAGAGUUUAUUGUAUUUAUACAAAAUUAUAUUAUUUACAUAAAAUGGGAUAUAUUUUAUUUUAUAAUAGCAUCAAAGUUAAAUUAUUUAUAUACUA
This is a messenger RNA of Pieris rapae (cabbage white), 4564 nucleotides long. RefSeq names its product period circadian protein (gene per). The record is from RefSeq and is a predicted model, not a curated record. NCBI's taxonomy places the organism in Eukaryota, Metazoa, Arthropoda, Insecta, Lepidoptera, Pieridae. Bases 320 to 3739 code for a protein of 1139 amino acids. Gene Ontology annotation, biological process: negative regulation of transcription by RNA polymerase II; circadian regulation of gene expression; entrainment of circadian clock by photoperiod. Gene Ontology annotation, cellular component: transcription regulator complex; nucleus; cytoplasm. The transcript is spliced from 27 exons. Gene Ontology annotation, molecular function: DNA-binding transcription factor activity; transcription cis-regulatory region binding; transcription corepressor binding.